Pieris napi is the source of this 786-nucleotide messenger RNA. RefSeq names its product deoxyuridine 5'-triphosphate nucleotidohydrolase (gene dUTPase). Bases 284 to 727 code for a protein of 147 amino acids. Gene Ontology annotation, biological process: dUMP biosynthetic process; dUTP catabolic process. NCBI's taxonomy places the organism in Eukaryota, Metazoa, Arthropoda, Insecta, Lepidoptera, Pieridae. Gene Ontology annotation, molecular function: dUTP diphosphatase activity; magnesium ion binding. The record is from RefSeq and is a predicted model, not a curated record. The transcript is spliced from 3 exons.
UAGUCCUGCGUUUGGCGCCAUUUUUAUUGUUCAUUGAAUUAAAUUCUUAAUUCCGUUACUUGAAUCUGCCACUUCAUUACUCGGUUUUACAUUUACAAUUCUCUAAGAUUAAUUAUACGAGUAUAGGAUACCUACAUAUUUUUAGUAUAGCAUAGCAGAAUUUCGAAUUUUCAGUCUUUUGAAAAUCGAAUUGCCCGAGUUAUUGAAAACUCUAUUAAAACUUAGUUGGUUUUGUUAGUUUUUCAUAAUUUUCAACUAUUUUUCGCGUCUUUUUACGGGAGCAAUGCAAGCCCAGGGCGAAGUCAUUUUGAAAUUCAGCCGGCUUUCUGAACAUGCUUUCCCGCCAGUCAAAGGUUCAGAAAAGGCAGCUGGUUAUGACUUGAAAAGUGCAUACAACUAUACUGUUCCUGCAAGGGGUAAGGAACUAAUCAAAACAGACCUGCAAAUAGAGCUACCAUCUAAAUGCUAUGGCAGAGUUGCACCACGCUCAGGAUUAGCUGUCAAAAAUUUUAUAGAUGUUGGAGCUGGUGUUAUAGAUGAAGACUACAGAGGUAAUAUUGGGGUGGUUCUUUUCAACCAUUCUGAUCAAGAUUUUGUCGUCAAGAAGGGUGACAGAAUUGCACAGCUUAUAUGUGAGAGGAUUUACUAUCCUACAUUGCAAGAAGUUUCUAAUUUAUCUGAAACUAACAGGGGAGAUGGAGGGUUUGGUUCAACUGGAAGCCAGUAAUUAAACAAUAACAUAAUUUUAAGUAUCAUAUUCACAAUAAAUAUUUCAAAAAAUAUAUA